Molecule: messenger RNA, 1927 nt
Organism: Exophiala oligosperma
Lineage: Eukaryota; Fungi; Ascomycota; Eurotiomycetes; Chaetothyriales; Herpotrichiellaceae
Exons: 2
Coding region: 330-1817 (495 amino acids)
Biological process (GO): proteolysis
Molecular function (GO): aspartic-type endopeptidase activity
Source: RefSeq, a predicted model, not a curated record
GGCCGGGCUGUCAACUGCGGUCCCUACAUUCAAGACAUGCGUGUUGUUCCUCGUCUGAGUCUACAACCUCUACCCCUCUGCUCCCUCACAUCCUCACUGCUUCGCCAACUGGUCUAGAUACGUUGACGUGAGAUCUCUUGAUUGAGCAUUUCUCAUCUUUCUUUCUGUUUACAAGCACCGACUAUCUUGCGACAGAAUCACUCAUUUGGCUGGCCACAAAACGAGAAAUAUCCCUAAUUAAUGCAACCACAGCAAUAAAUUGGACUGGCUCCUCGAACGAAGAAAAAAAGAUCGCGACAUCCUCAAUCCUAUGAGUUAAUAAAAGAAAAAUGCUCCUUUAUACAACAUGGCUUCCACGGCUGCUACUACUACCUUGCGUGUUCGCAUUCUAUCCAUAUCAUGACGACCAUGGAGGCAAGUCUCGGCGUUUCAUUCCAUUCAAGCCCGAGUCUCGCCCAUCAGAGGGCUCAGGAGGCGUUACAGUCGACAUACAGAAGAUCAGAACGAAGAGGAAGAACGACUUUACGCUAGUUUCCUCGAAUAAACCUUCUAUUCCCAACGCCAUGGCCAUUGACUCGGACGGUUCGGACUUUACCUAUAUUUCUAUUUUGAAAUUUGGAUCUUCGGGACAGGAUAUGUACAUGUUGAUCGAUAGUGGUUCAGCAAAUACCUGGGUUAUGGGUUCGGAUUGCAACUCGAAGGCUUGCCAGAUUCACAACACUUUUGGCAGUGAUGAUUCGACGUCCCUGCAGAAAUCUUCACAAACAUGGAGCCUAGCCUAUGGUACGGGCGAAGUCAAGGGGGUUGUAGCAAAUGACACUGUUAGCCUCGCCAACUAUACUCUUCAUAUGGGGUUUGGGUUGGCUUCGACUGCUUCGGACGACUUCAACAAUUACCCUAUGGAUGGUAUCCUAGGUCUAGGUCGUCCCAGCUCGGACGCCUUGGGCACACCUACCAUCAUGGAAGUACUGGAUCAACAGGGAAAUCUUUCCAAGAACAUAAUCGGCGUGCAUCUCCAGCGAGCUUCAGACGGCACAAAGGAUGGACAGAUAACAUUCGGAGGCAUCGAUUCGUCCAAGUUCAGUGGUAAGCUAGGCUACACCAAAGUUGCAAACGAUGCAUCUUGGGAGAUUCCUGCAGACGACGCCGGAGUCGAUGGCAAGGCUGUUGGCUUCACAGGCAAGAGUGCCAUCCUCGAUACGGGCACCUCGUACAUAUUGAUGCCACCGUCCGAUGCCCAGAAAUUGCACUCGUUGAUUCCUGGCAGCACUCAGAACGGCGAAAUCUUCGUUGUGCCAUGUUCCAGCAACGUCAACCUUUACUUCACCUUUUCCGGUGUUCGUUACGCUGUUUCCCCAAAGGAUUACGUGGGACAGGACCUUGGAAAUGGGUGUCAAAGUAAAGUCAUCGGGCACCAGGCGUUCGGACCCGACGAAUGGAUUUUGGGUGACGUCUUUCUCAAGAACGUCUACACGGUUUUCGACUUUGAUAACAACCAGAUUGGACUGAGUGCUCAGUCAAGUGCCAACUCAAGUUCUACUGGAAGUUCGACAUCCACGAAAUCCUCUUCGUCAACCAAAACCGCGUCGGCGUCACAUACAUCUUCUGCAAAGUCAUCAAAGACUACGGCAGCGUCGGCUAGUGGCCGCGGCUCCUCAUCGUCGUCUGCAACCCCUGCAACCUCAUCUGGACCAGGCGACAGCAGUCCUUUUGGAAGUUCAGACAGUAGUGAUGCUUCAUCGGCAUCGCGGACGGGCGUGAGCGUCAUGUCUAGCGCCUUUCUUGCAUUGAUCAUCGGAUGGACAUUGGUAUUUUAAUACUCGACGAUAAGAGUAUAUGAGCGAAAUUUGUCCCAGUCAUAGCGUAUAUACAUGCAUUCAUCGUAAUACACAAAAUGAAAAGAAGAGGUUCUAUAUUCAACACAAUA